AUGGCUGACAGCUGUUUUCCUGGAAAUGCCAUGGCCAUUCCAGCUGUGCCCACCAUCUCCAUAUGCCCAAAUGGUGGCAACUUCCGAAAUGGUAUCUGUUUGCCUAGCUCUUGUCGGAAUAGGACAUGGCAACUGGUCACAUGCCAAGAAAACUGUCAGCCAGCCAGCAGUGCUCCAAGUGGCUGUGAACCUGUUCCUUGCCAACCAACCUGCCUUCCAGCAACUUCUUGCAUGGGUUUUGUUUGCCAACCCAUUUGCUCCUGCAGCGCUUGCUAUGAAUCCAGCACUGGUCAUUCUCCUUGUCUGAUUAGCUUGUGCCAGCCUUCCUGCUCGGAAUCCACUGGUGGUCAGGCAAAGUGCUGUGACGUCAGCCCCUGCAAACAAAGCUCCCACCAGGAACCUGUGUUCGUGUCCAGAUUGUGCCAGGCAGCUUGUAGCCAAUCAGUCUGCAGUGACACUAAGUCAUGCCAGCCAUCCUGCUCUGAGGUAACUUCCUGUCUUGAAACAUCUUGUCCACCAACCGUCUGUGCAGCUAGUCCAUGCCAGCCAACUUGCUGCCAAGCAGGUUCAUGUCAACCCACUGGUGGUGAAGACCAGCCCCGUAAAUCAACUUAUUACCAACCCAUCUGCUACAUUUUCAAGACUUGCCAAUCGGUUCCCUACAUGCCUGCUCCCUGCCAGCCACCGACUUGUGCGUUCAGUUCUUGCAAUCCUGCUUGCUGUGUGUCCUCCCCUUGCCAGUCACUGCACUGCCAGCCAGCUUCUUCCAUACCUUUCAUCUGCCAGCCAGUGGCUAACUGCCAGCCCCCAGCUUCCUGUGGCACCAUGCUUUCUGGCCGACCAACGUGUGGCAGACCCACUUCCUGCAACCCCAAUGGCUGCAAAUCCCCUUCCUACCAACCAGCCUGCUGUGUGACAGGCUUAGGCAGAUCAUCCAGUGGUGGCUCCAACUGCUUCCAAGCAACACCCCCACAUCUCGGCAAAGGCAGCACCUACUUGCCGACUUCCUGCCAACCCAGCCGCGAGUUGUCCAGCUUCUGUAAGGCAACAUGUGGUUGA
Hipposideros armiger (great roundleaf bat) is the source of this 1059-nucleotide messenger RNA. RefSeq names its product keratin associated like protein 29-1 (gene KRTAP29-1). Gene Ontology annotation, cellular component: keratin filament. The coding region runs from base 1 to 1059 and encodes 352 amino acids. The transcript has a single exon. Lineage: Eukaryota; Metazoa; Chordata; Mammalia; Chiroptera; Hipposideridae. The record is from RefSeq and is a predicted model, not a curated record. Gene Ontology annotation, molecular function: structural molecule activity.